Anneissia japonica is the source of this 987-nucleotide messenger RNA. RefSeq lists its product as uncharacterized. Lineage: Eukaryota; Metazoa; Echinodermata; Crinoidea; Comatulida; Comatulidae. The transcript has 4 exons. The record is from RefSeq and is a predicted model, not a curated record. The coding region runs from base 82 to 987 and encodes 301 amino acids.
CACGGGUGAAGAAAGGUGACACACGAGUGGUUAAAAUUUUCCGACUAAUACCGUUGGCAUGGGCCAAAAAUUUAAAACAAAAUGUUGAUACUAUGUGGUUCCCUUCUGCUAAUUAUAACCUUAUGUCAUGGUAGUGUAACGGGACCACGGUUUAGUGUUAUACACUAUGCUCCAACCCGCGACCCCGAAGAUGUCACAGUCAAUUUUAAGGUGUAUUCAAGUUUCCCGGGUGAACCUGUUGAAAUCUUGUUUGGAAAAGAGUCCAAUGCUGGAAAUAGCGAAAGUCUUGCGGGCGUAGAUCAUCGACUCGUAUCAUAUCAACGACCAGUAGGCCGACCUACUACGAUGCAUAUAGCAUUGGACUUAAAUGGAGAUCAGCCGUUUGGUGUUUAUUAUGCUAAAGCGAAUAUUACAAAAGAGGACAUGGAAACAAACAUCAAGAUGCUUACCAAACACUUCGGAAGUAAGCAACAUAAACGUUUUGCCUUCUAUCAUAAUGUAUUGUUCCCCUCUACGGUACUUCCAACCAACCUCAGCUCAGUCAUCAGAGCGAGUACUGGCGAUCGAUUGGACAUCGGUUUUACUGGCUUGACCACGAACAAACCCAUUGAAUGGAGAAGGAAUGGUGAGGUCCUGUUUAGAGACAAAUCUUCAGAUACAGGGGAGGCGUUUCUAACCCUUGACCCAGUAACGAUUAAUGACUCAGGGAUUUACGAAGUAUACGAACUUGGAAAAAGAAACUUAAAGCAGCAUUCAUUAGUUAACGCUAUCAUUCGAGGUUGCCCGUCGGGAAAGUGGGGACCACCAGCCUGCACUGGAAUAUGUGACAACUGUUAUAAUGGUGGAAUAUGUGAUGCUAGCACCGGGACGUGCAUAUGUCCAACAGGAUUUAAAGGAACUUAUUGCCUUGAAGGUCACUUUUUGUUUUCAAUUUAUAUCAGAAAAAUAGUCAAUAUCCAUAAUAUGGAUUUUCAGAUCAUAAUAUGA